UGUUGUGUCUGUGUGAUUCCGUUUGUUGAUGGUACAUGGCCGCUGUUUUUGUGGCAGAGAUUAUAUUUAAUAGUGGAUGGUAAUUCAGGUAAUAGAAUUUUCAGUAAAUAUAUAUUCUAUUUUAUAUUGUAGAUGAUAGCAAUUUGAUAAUAUUGUACAUUUAUAGAUAACCCACAUGCAUACAUAACCUCAAAUUAUGCCGAAAUCCCGCUCUUCGUUUUAUCGACAUAAUGUGGGUGGUAGUAUUAUUUCAAAAAGAAAACUCUCUUGCUGUAAUACCAAAAUGUUGGUUAAUGUUUGACAAUGAUAAAUGCUACUGGCCUCCAGUACCAGACGUGUCGAAUUACGUCUGUAAGUGCAAAGAGCCGGAUGGUAACUGGCAUGUAUUUGGGGUAAGAGUUUUAAACAAUGGAAAAGUGUAUGACAAUUAUUUGAAAGCACGGGCAGCUGCUCGUGCCGCAGAAAACACGUCAGAUAUAAAUACAGAAUCUGAAGAUCAAAAGAAAAGGAAACGGAAACCAAAAAAAAUUUAUAGUGAUUCUUCUUCUGAAGAUGAUGAUAUUAGCGUCUAUUCCAAGGCUGCAUUCCCACCUUUGCCCAAUGCCCCAACGCGUUUUGCUUCCUGUUCAUCGUCAGAACCAAGAAGUGCAAUCUCACAAAGUUCCUCCGAGUUAAACAAAAACGACAUUUCUUCUUCUGUUUCUAAAGAAACUCUCACAGAUGUGUCCCCGUCUACUUCACAAUCCCAAAGACUGAUUGAAAAAACUUCAGAUGAUUUUUUGCACCGACUGCGACACCAACUUUCUGUCAUGAAUUUUAAAAUCAACAAUAUACAAAGUGACAUGACAACUAUCAUAGAUCUGUUAAGGAAAACACAAGAAGUGAACUCAGGCCAAAGUGACUUUAAUUAUGAACCAUUACCCUUGCAAACUUUGCAAUCACUAAACGAAUUUGAGGACUAUUUGCAAAUUGAGGACAAUUUCAAAAAAUUUACUUUGUUUGUUCAGAAAAUUGGAGGUUCGUCCAUAUAUGAAUGCGUGAAGAGGGUGCUUAGAAGAGUUAUGGUUGACGAAUUAGCGACAAAAUUCUCAUGGAACGGCAAACGACAGAAGCGGGCUUUUGAAGGAUUGAAUAUACAAAAAGGAUUAACAAGUGGAAUUCAAGCAAACGUUACCACAAAAAACUGUUCAGAGAAGGAUGUGGAAGCUUCCAUUAAAAGUUGGUUACGCCAUGCGAAAUCAAGAAUUAAAAUUUGAUUAAGUAAUACGUGAUACCAAAAAAUAUUCAUUCGUUAAUAGUUUUUUUUUAUAUAUAUAUAAUCAUUUCAGUUAUUAUAGAAAUAGGUAUUUUAUUUUUUAGAUUAUUCAUAUGAAAUAUUUUUGUAAUAUAUACUUACUAAUUAAAGAAAAAAUUAAAA
Molecule: messenger RNA, 1417 nt
Organism: Zophobas morio
Lineage: Eukaryota; Metazoa; Arthropoda; Insecta; Coleoptera; Tenebrionidae
Exons: 9
Coding region: 231-1256 (341 amino acids)
Source: RefSeq, a predicted model, not a curated record